Molecule: messenger RNA, 2200 nt
Organism: Beta vulgaris subsp. vulgaris (sugar beet)
Lineage: Eukaryota; Viridiplantae; Streptophyta; Magnoliopsida; Caryophyllales; Amaranthaceae
Product: probable protein S-acyltransferase 4
Exons: 6
Coding region: 500-1762 (420 amino acids)
Biological process (GO): protein targeting to membrane; peptidyl-L-cysteine S-palmitoylation
Cellular component (GO): Golgi apparatus; endoplasmic reticulum
Molecular function (GO): protein-cysteine S-palmitoyltransferase activity
Source: RefSeq, a predicted model, not a curated record
UCUACCCGAAAAAACCGCAAGAAAAUUGAAUCUUCAGCCUUUGUUCUGUUCCAGCGUGGCCUACGGCUACGUGCCAGAUACUAUUAGCAAGGAAAAAAAACCCAAAAAAAAUAAAAAAUAAACAAAAAAAAAAAGUCAGAGAAUUAGGAAAUUUUCAUUUUUCAACAUUCUGAAAUAAGAAAGAAUUUUGCUCCUUUCACAACUGAUCUAAGAGAGAGAAGACUCUAAAGAAAUAAUCUUUUUGCUCUAAAAAUCUCAUUUUUUUUGGGAAAUUAAUUUUUGAGCAAAUUCUGUGAGCUGGGAAAAUUUCUUUGAUUUUAAUUAUGUCUUAAAAGAAUUUGAUUACAUACUGAAUUUCAGAGAAUUGAGUGAUUUUCUUUCCUUUUUUUUGGUGAUUUGAUACACAUGAGAGAUAUGAUGAUGAAUUAUUGUAGAUGUGAGAUGAGAUAGAAAUUUUUCUGGGGAAAUUAUAGUUUUUUGGGUUUUCAGAAAGUUUCAAAUGAUGGGAACAAAUAAACCCAAGAGACUGUUUGAAGUUUGGAAGGGCAAUAAUAAAUUUCUAUGUGGAGGAAGAUUGAUAUUUGGACCUGAUGUGGCAUCAAUGUUUUUGUCAAAUGUUUUGAUUGCCGGACCAGCAUUGGCAUUUUGUAUAAAGAUGUUUCUGAAGGGGAAAGACAAUAGUAAAUGGUAUCCUGUAGCAGCUAUUGGACUUUUCCUGACCAUCUUGGAUUUAACUUUUCUAUAUAUGACAUCUGGGAGAGAUCCCGGGAUAGUUCCUAGAAAUUCAAAGCCCCCUGAACCAGAAGAAGUAUCCGAUAUAAGUAUGACAAACCCGUCAAUGGAGUGGGUCAAUGGAAGGCACCCACAUUUGAGGAUACCUAGAGUGAAAAACGUAUUCGUGAAUGGUUACACCGUUAAGGUGAAGUUUUGCGACACAUGCUUGCUUUAUCGUCCUCCUCGUGCUUCCCAUUGCUCUAUUUGUAACAACUGUGUACAACGUUUCGACCAUCACUGCCCCUGGGUUGGUCAGUGCAUCGGACUUCGAAACUAUCGUUUCUUCUACCUGUUCAUAUCUACAGCAACAAUCUUGUGCUUAUACGUCCAUAUAUUUUCUUGGAUUAGCAUUGUGCAUCAACGAAGGGGUAUUUUGAAGGCUAUGACACGGGAUAUCCUCUCUGUUUUCUUGAUUGUAUAUUGCUUCAUAGCUGUUUGGUUUGUUGGAGGCCUGACUGUUUUCCAUUUCUACCUCAUCAGCACCAACCAGACAACUUAUGAGAAUUUUCGCUACCGGUAUGAUAAAAAGGAGAAUCCACAUAAUAAAGGGAUACUCCGCAACUUCAAAGAAAUAUUUUUUUCUCCAUUGGCUCCUUCACUGAACAAAUUUCGAGCAAUUGCGUCCGAAGAAGAGCAAAUACCAGAUGAACGAAUCCACCCGUCGUUUAGAGUGGAUAUAAGCUCAAAGGAGAAAAUAGACAUUGAAAUGGGUGAUAAGUAUCAAAAUGAUGAAGAAGACCAUUCACUUCCUAAAAUUUUGCGGAAUUUAAGCUAUGAAUAUAUUGAGGAAAAUUUGAAAACUAAAGAUGGUGGAGAAGGAAUGAUUGCAGACCCAUUUUUGGUUGAUGAAGAACCUGGACCAUUGUUGCAUAAUUCCCUUGCUGGAGAUGAGUUUAAUGGUGAAAAGCUUUAUCAAAGAAGUAGCUCUUUUGAUGCCGCAGAGCCAAGCACACGAGAACCCAGGCUCGAUCAUCGCCCAUCUGUAUAGGUUGAUACUAAUAUCAACUAAGGUGUUCUUGUUCUGGACAUAAAGGAUCUGAAUCUUUUAUGGGGUUCAGAGUAAUAAUGCACAUAAAAUCAUGUUUAAGACUUGGUGGUGCUUUGGUGGAGAAGAAUUUGAGCUCAAAAGAAAUGUCACAGACUCACUGAACUCCCCUUUUUUUUUUCCUUGGAGAACUUUUUAACAAUUUUUGUACUUGAGAAUUCAUAUUGUAACUUCUUUGUAGACUUUUUUUUUUUUUUCUUUUUGAAUUAUAGUUUUGUAGGGUUUGAAGAGCUUUGAAGUGACAAUCUUGCCUUUUAAUUUUAUAGGGUUGCUUCAACAAUGUAUCAUUCUACUUUGCUCCAAAUUCUACUCUUACUCGCAACUGUAUAGUAUUGCCUACUAGUUUUGAUAAUACAUGGAUUGGUUGAUUCUUAUUUUUCA